AUGGCUGCUAUUAUAACAGCCCCAGUCCUCGUUACCAACAUCGGCGUGGUAAUGUUAAUAGUAUGCAAAGAUCGUUUGAAAACUCCAUCCAACGCAAUCUUGUUAAGUAGCUGUGUGGUUUGCCUCGUUUUAGCGAUCGAAUUAAUAGCAAGUGCUAUCGCAUCCAUUCUUAUUUCGGAUAUUACUAAAUUUACAGGAUUACUGUGCAUAUUAAACAAAUCUACAGAGUUAACUUUGUGUGCUGUCUUUAACUUCCAUGUUACUGCUAUUAGCCUAGAAAGAUAUUAUUCGGUUAUUUUUCCAUUUAAAUAUCAAAAACUAUCCGACAGAAAAAAUACAGCUAUUGCCACUAUUCUACUAUGGACUAUUCCCUUUAUCAUUAUUUAUCUACCAGUAACAAUUUCGGCAAUUCAAAUUAAUCAAGGCUGCUCUAACUGGACUGAUAUUUAUAGCGUUAAAGUAGCAUUUUAUUACGUACUUUUCCCCUUUACCUUAUUCCUACCUCCCAUUGUAACUUUAUUCGCUUAUACAUCCAUAAUCUAUAAGAUAUAUGCUAUAACGCGUAAAACUUGGCCAGCUACUACUGAAAAUUCAAAUCCAGAACCACGCAACGUAGCCUUCCAAUUAAUUAUUAAUCAUAAGAAAGCGCUAAUUCAAAUGCUUAUGAUGCUUGGAACUUAUGCGCUAUCUUUUUUCCCCUUUUUUGCUUUCUAUAUCAUUUACGUUGAAAGUCGUGGUCAACAGUUUAUUACUGCCACUUACGUAAGUUAUUUGAUCGCUGUUGCCUAUCUUUUUAGCCAUCCGAUACUCUUAGUACUUUUUACCGCUUCUAUUAAGGAAGAGGUUAAAAAAGUACUCAAAUCCAACUUUACAUGCCUAAGUCGAAUAUUUGGAGGUCAUACAAAAUCAAAUCCAGACACUGAUGAUAAAGUAACAAGAUCAAGCCAUUUGGACCCGGUGCGAACCACUGUCAUUAGCAAGAUUGCUAUUGCUACAUGA
Messenger RNA from Trichoplax adhaerens, 999 nucleotides. RefSeq lists its product as uncharacterized. The coding region runs from base 1 to 999 and encodes 332 amino acids. Gene Ontology annotation, biological process: G protein-coupled receptor signaling pathway. Gene Ontology annotation, molecular function: G protein-coupled receptor activity. Lineage: Eukaryota; Metazoa; Placozoa; Uniplacotomia; Trichoplacea; Trichoplacidae. The record is from RefSeq and is a predicted model, not a curated record. The transcript has a single exon. Gene Ontology annotation, cellular component: membrane.